Messenger RNA from Manihot esculenta (cassava), 1414 nucleotides. RefSeq lists its product as uncharacterized. The record is from RefSeq and is a predicted model, not a curated record. The coding region runs from base 128 to 1069 and encodes 313 amino acids. The transcript has a single exon. Lineage: Eukaryota; Viridiplantae; Streptophyta; Magnoliopsida; Malpighiales; Euphorbiaceae.
UUCAUUAUCUAUCUCACCAAUACCUACAACGUUUCAACAGAAACAAGGCCCAUUGCUUAAAAAAUCAGAAGGCAAACCUUUAUUCAUAUAAACUUAUAUGUGAAAAGAGGCUGAGUGGCAGUGAGCAAUGAACAGCCAAUUCUUGCUGCCAGGGAGCCUGGCAUUCCAGCCGGAAUGGGCUUCUGAAGAUAUACGCAUAACCUUCUUCAAAUGUGUUAGAUGGCAAGUGGAAGAAACAUUGGAUCCAAUCAACUGCCCUUACCAUUACUUCUGCGACAGUACUUAUCCUGGGAACUAUCCACGUUAUGUGGACAUUAUACUUUUUCUAUUUGCGACUGCUUCGUAUCUGGCGACGUUAACCAUCAUGGUAAUACAUAUAUCAAGAAGAGAGGAAGCUUGUUUCAUUCGUUCAAGGAGAUUCUUGCUACCUUCAGGUCCAGUUUCUCUCCCAAUAAUCCUCUUAGCACUAACCAAAGGCUACAGGAUCAAUUCUUUGUUUCCUCUCUCCUGCAUUGGCCCUGCAAUUCUUCUACUGCUUUAUGUAUCUGCUCUUGCUUUUGAUCUUGGCGUUGAUAAAGAUGUCAGGUAUGCAAUCUAUGAGGCAUCAACCAUUUCUGGAAUUCUUCAUGCAAGCCUAUACCUAGACUCCAUUAUAUUGCCUUACUAUACAGGUUUCGAUGCUCUGGUUUCUUCUACAUUUUCCGGUGAGUGCCAGUCCUGCGUGUGUCGGAGGGAGGUUUUGGUGGUAGGAGGGACGCUGGUCACCUACAGGGGGUGGUCUGUCACUGCAUUUUUAGUUGUGGGGACUCUGUGCUUGAGGAUUAUACGUAGAAUGACUGAACAGAACAGAAGCAGUAUCAUGGCAAUCAAGUCAUUGUUGGAAAGCCUAAGUUGGAUCUCCAUUACCUUGGACUGUGUCUAUCUAACAAGAAAGGCUCCACCAGAGCAAACUAUGAUGCGAAUUACUGCUAUCGGCGGCGUACUUGUACUGGUUUGCCUUCAUCUAAUCAAGAAGCUUUCCUCUCAUAUUACACAGUGGAAUUUGGCACACGGAAAAUUACAUGGAUAGAAUACCUUCAGAUCUUAUCCUUCGAACGUCAAAGGCCUGUUAAAAAGAAUUGACCUUUUACCAAUUAACAUCGGAUUUCUUGUACACUUAAAACUAGUUGUAACAUGAAAGAUUUAAGUUCCACAGCGUAGGCUUUUUCAAAGAAUUUUUGUCCUGUGUGUGUGCAGGGAAAGCAACGAAUGUAUAGAUUAGGCAUCCAAAGGGGAUGGACAACCCACGGAUGUAAACUGUAUAUACUAAACUAACAAUGUAUUCACGAUCAGCUUGUUCAUAUGAUAUUGUUUAAAUUGAAGCCUGAAUUAAGCAAUUUCUCCAAAUCAAUAUAUCUGUCUUCAUUUGAUUGAA